UCAUACAGGCUUCUUAAGAAAAUUAAGAAGCCUGAGGAAAGAGCUGCAUGGUCUACACAACGCAGAGAGCAGCAGCACAACAAUCUCAAGUGUUGCUUUCUACAUUUGGAGAUCAGACUCUCAACAACUAGACACACAAACAAAUCGACCCCCCCCUCAAUUGUUCAUCAUGAACCAGACGAACACCAACUGCAGCCUCACCUCAGCAGAGUAUCAGUACUCCCUCCUCCCAGGGGUCUACAUUCUGGCGUUUGUCCUGGGUCUACCUGGAAAUCUGGCUGCUCUCUUCGUCUUCACCUUCAAGAUCACCCCUCGCACAGCCUUCAGCGUGUUCAUCAGCAACCUGGCCCUGGCGGACAUCCUCAUCCUCUGCACUCUGCCCUUCAGGAUCCACUACCACCUCCACAGAGACAACUGGGUGUUUGGGGACAUCGCCUGCCGCAUCACUGGGGUCCUGUUCUACUGCAACAACUACAUGAGCUUCUGUUUAAUGGCUUGUAUCUGUGUGGACCGCUACAUGGCCACGGUGCAUCCUCACGCCUACCAGAGGCAGCGGAGGCCCUGGCACUCUCUGGCCGUGUGCGUGGCGCUCUGGUGCGUCGCUGGAGUGGCGAUGCUGGUCUUCGUCCUCUUGGGGCCUAUGGAAACCAACGUCAACCAAUCUGGAGGCCGCAGUUGUUUCGAGAACUUAUCCAAGCACGAGUGGGACACACGUGCGGGGGUGUACAACCUGCUGGGCCUGAUCUUAUUCACCCUGGUGCCCACCGUGAUCAUGCUGGUGUGUUACCCGCUGGCUGUGAAGCGCAUCUCCAUGAUCAGGACUAACACAGCCCAAAGAGCCUUGAGGGUCAUUUACACCAUCCUGGCCAUCACGCUGCUCUGCUUCCUGCCCAACCACCUGGUGUAUCUGCUGCACAUCCUGCAAAGCAUGGAUGUCAUCAAGAGCUGCACCGCCGCCAACCGCAUCUUUGAAGCCAGGCGGGUCACCAUGGCCCUCGUCACCCUCAACACGUGCCUGGACCCCGUGCUGUACUAUGUCACCACCGGCCACUUCAAAUGGAGGCUCUUGAAGAUGACAUGGCUGUGUGCACGAGUGGAGAGGAGCAGAGAUGUUAGUACGAUUGCAGUGGACCGAGAAGCUGAACCUGUAGAUAUAUAACUGAAAUAUAACUCUGCUUUCCUUGUCUAUAUAUGAAACUGGAGACUUUUCUAUGAAAGUGUUUAUUAAAAUUGUCAUUUUAAAUCAAAAUAAAGGGAAGGAUCGAAAACAUG
This is a messenger RNA of Pleuronectes platessa (European plaice), 1272 nucleotides long. RefSeq names its product lysophosphatidic acid receptor 6-like. Gene Ontology annotation, cellular component: membrane. Gene Ontology annotation, biological process: G protein-coupled receptor signaling pathway. The record is from RefSeq and is a predicted model, not a curated record. NCBI's taxonomy places the organism in Eukaryota, Metazoa, Chordata, Actinopteri, Pleuronectiformes, Pleuronectidae. Gene Ontology annotation, molecular function: G protein-coupled receptor activity; oxysterol binding. The coding region runs from base 170 to 1159 and encodes 329 amino acids. The transcript has 2 exons.